Messenger RNA from Neospora caninum, 1710 nucleotides. RefSeq lists its product as hypothetical. Lineage: Eukaryota; Apicomplexa; Conoidasida; Eucoccidiorida; Sarcocystidae. The record is from RefSeq and is a predicted model, not a curated record. Gene Ontology annotation, molecular function: mRNA binding. The coding region runs from base 1 to 1710 and encodes 569 amino acids. The transcript has 7 exons. Gene Ontology annotation, biological process: mRNA splice site recognition. Gene Ontology annotation, cellular component: U1 snRNP; U2-type prespliceosome.
AUGCUCGACUGCCUCAUGGGACGUGACCGCAACGAGUACGGGAAGAACAAGAAAGGCGAUUAUUCUUUCAAAGACGAUGAAGUGUGCAAGUUCUUCUUGCUCGACUACUGCCCGCACGAGCUCUUCCCCAACACUCGCAGCGACCUAGGACCGUGCCCGAAAGAGCAUCGCCCAGACUUGAAGGAGGCGUUCGAGAAGGAUGAGAACCACGAGUACUACAAGGCGAUGUACGAACAGGAAUUUAUGAAGUUUUUGAAGCGGCUAGUCGACCAAAUGGAAAGUCGCAUAAAGAAAGUCCAGCAACGCAUCGACGCCAACAACACCGCUACCGAGCUCGACAAGGAUACGGCGGAAAAGGUCAACGCCGUCAAUGCUAAGAUUUCCGAGCUGUUGAAGAAACAAGAUGAAGCGGGAGCGAAGGGUGAGAUUGAUGUGGCGGAGAAGCUGAACGAGGAAGUUGCUCUGUUGCAACGCGAAGUUCAACGCUUGAAGAAUCCGCAUGCAGACAUCGCCACGAUUCGCGAAAGCCAGCUCCGAGUGUGCGCAGUUUGCGGGGCGUUGCAGAGUGCGGGCGACGCGUUGUGUCGGUACGAGAGUCACGCGAGCGGCAAACAGCACCGGGGCUUCGAGAAGAUUCGCUCUUCUCUGGCGAAGCUGGUGGAGACCGAACGGGAGAGAGAGGCAGUGCUCAGUCGCGGUUUGCCCGGAAGCCGGCGAGGCGCGUCGAGCGGGAACGUCAACAGCACAGAGCGGUCGCGCGGCGACGAGCGCCGAAGAGGCGAGAGCUAUCGAGGCCGCUCGCCGCUCAGCCGCGAUCGCGGGGCCUUCCAAGAGGACGCCAGUCGCCACGGGGAGCAUUUUUACCGAGGUCGGGGCAGAGACGAGGAAGACGAGCGCAGGCGGCGAGAGCCUCUGGGCACUGGAGAGCGUGGCAGCAGAUACUACGACGGGCACAGCCGCCCGUUCGCCUCGGCUUAUGGACGGGAUGGGAGGUCUGCGUACAGUCGCCGGGGCGGAGACGAGCACUCGCGGGGGCGGUACGGCGAGAGAGACAGAGAACUUGACCGCGAAGGCAGAUUCCGUGGGCGAGACUACCCGAGCGACGGGAGGCGCCGCGGCUACGGAGACUCUCGGGGCAGAGAUGACCGACGCUCCUGGGACCGGAGGGACAGAGAGGACGAGGCGCGAAGAGGCUCGGAGCGGAGUCGCGAGAGCUACAGACGAUACAGGGAUGACGGAGACGAGAGACGAGACAGAGACGCCGAACGAAGUCGCGAGAGUCACAGACGAUACAGGGGUGGAGACGAACGCGAGGACGAGAGAGGAGAGCGGGGAGAGAGGGGGGAAAGAGACGAGAGAGAGCGACAGCGAAGCCGGCAUUCGCGCCAGAGUCGGAGUGGCGAGCGCCACGAGGAAGAGGGGGAAGUUGGAGGGGAGCGAGACAGGGAGACCAAGAGGCGGAGGUACGAAGAGAAAGAGAGAGAGGCGCGAGAGAGGCGAGAGAGCGAGUACGCGUCCCACUGCCACGGCAAACCGAAGGACGACUCCCGGAAAGAAGAAAGCGGCCGAGAAGACUUGCCGUCGCGGCGCCUGUCUCCCGAAGAAUCGCGCGAAGAAGACAAGAGAGGACGAAGAGACGAGACACCUGAGAAAGAGGAGAAAAACGGAUAUGGGAAAACAGAGGCGCACGCGGCUGUCGAUGCGGCAUAA